Physeter macrocephalus (sperm whale) is the source of this 1616-nucleotide messenger RNA. It is a transcript of the gene NELFCD, whose product is annotated as negative elongation factor complex member C/D. Gene Ontology annotation, biological process: negative regulation of transcription elongation by RNA polymerase II. The coding region runs from base 30 to 1115 and encodes 361 amino acids. Gene Ontology annotation, cellular component: NELF complex; nucleus. Gene Ontology annotation, molecular function: RNA binding. The record is from RefSeq and is a predicted model, not a curated record. The transcript has 9 exons. NCBI's taxonomy places the organism in Eukaryota, Metazoa, Chordata, Mammalia, Artiodactyla, Physeteridae.
CCCGCUCUCUCCCUGCCGUCUUCCAGAAGAUGGUGUGUCACGGGGAGCACACGUAUCUGUUCGCCCAGGCCCUGAUGUCCGUGCUGGCCCAGGAGGAGCAGGGCGGCUCGGCCGUACGCAGGAUCGCCCAGGAGGUCCAGCGCUUCGCCCAGGAGAGAGGCCAUGACGCCAGUCAGAUCACGCUCGCACUGGGCACAGCUGCCUCCUACCCCCGGGCGUGUCAGGCCCUUGGGGCUAUGUUGUCCAAGGGAGCCCUGAAUCCGGCCGACAUCACAGUCCUGUUCAAGAUGUUUACAAGCAUGGACCCGCCUCCUGUCGAACUCAUCCGGGUGCCAGCCUUCCUGGACCUGUUCAUGCAGUCACUCUUUAAACCAGGGGCCAGGAUCAACCAGGACCACAAGCACAAGUACAUCCACAUCUUAGCAUAUGCAGCGAGCGUGGUGGAGACCUGGAAGAAGAACAAGCGAGUCAGCAUCAAUAAAGACGAGCUGAAGUCAACUUCGAAAGCUGUCGAGACUGUUCACAACUUGUGUUGCAAUGAGAACAAGGGGGCGUCUGAGCUUGUGGCCGAGCUGAGCACCCUCUACCAGUGUAUCAGGUUUCCAGUGGUGGCCAUGGGUGUGCUGAAGUGGGUGGACUGGACUGUGUCAGAGCCGAGGUACUUCCAGCUGCAGACGGACCACACCCCAGUGCACCUGGCGCUGCUGGACGAGAUCAGCACCUGCCACCAGCUCCUCCACGCGCAGGUCCUGCAGCUGCUGGUGAAGCUCUUCGAGACGGAGCACUCCCAGCUGGACGUGAUGGAGCAGCUCGAGUUGAAGAAGACCCUCCUGGACAGGAUGGUGCACCUGCUGAGCCGGGGCUACGUGCUCCCCGUGGUCAGUUACAUCCGCAAGUGUCUGGAGAAGCUGGACACCGACAUCUCCCUCAUUCGCCACUUUGUGACUGAGGUGCUCGACGUCAUCGCGCCCCCCUACACCUCUGACUUCGUGCAGCUUUUCCUUCCUAUCCUGGAGAACGACAGCAUCGCCGGCACCAUUAAAACAGAAGGUGAACACGACCCUGUGACAGAGUUUAUAGCUCACUGCAAGUCUAACUUCAUCUUGCUGAACUGAUUCAGAGCAUCCUCCAGAGCUGGAGCAGAACAUUCCAGGAGACCCGCUGUGGAAAAACCCUUUCCAGAAGCUAUUGUUGAAGAGGCCCCGUCAGCAUCUUGGAAACGGGCUCUGGUGGGAGGAGGGGGAGAACUUUUUUAGAAAGGAAGAUGUGAGCCGUGUAACGGCUGUUAGGAACAGCCCCCUCUCCUCGCGAGUCCAGGGCUGCCCCAAGUCCUGUUUACAGAAUUCAUUUCCCCCAGCAGCGGAACUAGGUUCCCGUUACCUCUUGGGAUGUAGCCGACUGUCAGCCCCGGGGGUGGUGGAAAUUCAGAAACUGGGACACUUAGAUGAACUGUUUUCCGAGUUGAUUUACGCUUUCUCACAAGGCUCCAUCGGUUAGUUCAUAUUAUUGCAAUUGCUUUCAUUUUCCGAGAACAAAUAAAAAGCCCCUCUGCGGUUGGAAGGUGUAGGUCCCGGUGUUAAUGUUGUUUUCGUGUGUAAAUAAAGCACUCGGAUUCA